Molecule: messenger RNA, 390 nt
Organism: Rotaria socialis
Lineage: Eukaryota; Metazoa; Rotifera; Eurotatoria; Philodinida; Philodinidae
Source: the annotation of a GenBank genome assembly
AUGUGCAAACAAGCAGUUAGAGUAAUCCUGAUGCCUAACGUUUCAUUGCCAUCCUCUUCUGAAGACUUAGCUGCGCAAAUCAGUCAAAUGUCUUCAGAAAUCAAUCAUUUAAACAGUGAAAUUGCAAGCAUUAAAUUGGACUAUAUGUUUCAAUUAAGUGAUUUAAAAAUGGAAAAUAAUAAUUUAAAAAGUGAAAAUAAAAACCUAACAAUUCAGAUUAAACAAUUGAAAAAACAAGUCAACGCUAUUCCACAAAUAUAUAGAAUACAGAUUGAUGCAUUAAAAUAUAGAUUAAUUAAAGCUCAAAUGAAAAGAAAAACAGAACAAAAACGUUCUAAAAACCCUCUUCGUAUUCGUCGAAUUUUUUCCGACGAAGAUAAACAUGAAUAA